CCCUCCCGAUCUCUGCUCCAUCUUUCUCAGUCUCCUCCCUCUCUCUCCAAUGCAUCUCCGCCAUCUCUUCUCUCUCUCCAUUGCAGCAGCCGUGAAGCUCUUACCCGAAGAAACACAUGCCAUUCGAAGCCCUUCUCAUAUCUUUGAGGCAUCUUUUAAAACCAAAGGAAUCUGAGGCUCCUCUCCAUAGGUGAUGAUUGUGGAUAUCAGUCCUCUACUUGUGAAUGAUCUGUAUUUUCUGGAAGAAUUAUGUACAUGAUUGCUGUGGCCACAACAUUUCUUCUGUGGUCUCUGCCAAAACUUCCUGAGGUUAUCUUACUUGAAGACCUUAUCGUGAGCAUCGCUUUGUCAUUGAGACAAGAAAUGAACAAUGCUUUUUAUCAUUGGGACUUCAGAAAAUAUCUUAUGGUGAUUGUGGGCUUGUGGGUUGUUUCUAUAAUUGGUAGUUGGUUCAAUUUCUUGACUCUCUUCUACAUAGGAAAUUCCUGUUGGCAGGGGCAGGGGCAAUUUGUGUCCAAUACAUCCGUAAAGACUAUUGCUCUUGUUUUUAUUAUUAUUCAUUUAUUAUGCCGUUGCUAUGGAUUUUCUUUAGAUUCAGCUUGAGUUCUUGUACGUCUAAGUCUGAUUUAUGACAAUCCUUGCAUUGUCCGAUAUGUUUUGUAUCAAUGUGUGGGCUUUAUUGAUAUUUAUAUCAAUUUCUGCAUUGAAGAAAUGUGAUCUUUGCUUCAACGCAAAAUUGGCUUUUUAGUAUAUGUGGUUUUAUAAUGUUUAUAAGUAACAUUGUUAUGUUAAUUAAUGCACAUGAAGAUUGCACAAAAUUUCAGAAUGUUGAAAUUUGCAAUGAUGGGCAGCUUGGUAUCUUGAAUGUUACUCAGUCCCAAGUACGUACAACAUACUUGGCCCAUCUACAAGCAAUCUUCCAUGAAUCUGACUAUGCGACCAAGCUAAAGCAAGCCCCAAUUGCGAUGUCUAGACAGCUGAACUGUCUAGGCAGCUAAACUUGUCUUUUUGUGCUCUUUGGGAUUUUUAUUGUGAUAUUGAUUUACAAAUGAUAGCUGCUUCACUAUAAUUUCAUGCUUUUAUAUUCUUAUAUAUGCUCAGAAAUUAGUCCUUUUCUAUUUAAUAUUCCUACAACCCUUUUGUAUGU
Molecule: messenger RNA, 1147 nt
Organism: Magnolia sinica
Lineage: Eukaryota; Viridiplantae; Streptophyta; Magnoliopsida; Magnoliales; Magnoliaceae
Product: reticulon-like protein B5
Exons: 5
Coding region: 250-603 (117 amino acids)
Source: RefSeq, a predicted model, not a curated record